AUGGGCCACAAACGCGUGCGUGGGAAAGCGAGCUUUGUCGAGGAAGUAUUGCGGGAUAUGUCUUCCAACUUGCCUGUACGGCGAGCCCCUCUGCGCGCGCGCAACGCUGCGUCCAAGACGGACGAGAAUGCACAUGCGUAUCGCCCUGCACGCUCCGGUGCGCCGCAUGCCGGUGCGUCGAAAGAUGCGCUUGCCAACGACAAGUCGCUCUCGGGAGCCGAGUCUACGCGCCCCAGCGCACCUGGCGUGCUUGGUACGAGGAAACGCGCUGCACUGGGCGACCUGACUAAUGCCAACCGUGUGCGCAGCACUCAUCUUGUCGGCAAGCCCGACGAGAAAAAGGCCGAUGCCAAGGACACCAAAGUCCACAGCCGCCCGCGUCUGGCUGUGCCGGCGGCGCGCCCCGCCUCGCAUCUGCCAGCGCGGCCACCGACGGUGCGCCGCACACUGCGUGCCAAGCCCGACGUGCCAGAAGCCAUGGCAAUCGAUACGCCGCGUGGGACACAAACAUCUGCCGAGCCCGGCCCGGCGGAGCAUGCCGAGCCGCGCGAAGCGAAACGCGUCAAAGUCGUGGAAAGCACUGUGCCAAAAGACGCUGGAUGGGAAGAUUUGGACAAGGACGACAUGGAUGAUCCGCUCAUGGUCUCUGAGUACGUCGAGGAGGUUUUCGCGUACAUGCGCGAGGUCGAGCUGCGGUGUAUGCCCAACGGCGAAUACAUGCACAUGCAGCGCGAUCUGAACUGGCAUCUGCGUGGCGUACUCGCGGACUGGCUGAUUGAGACGCACAACAAGUUCCGACUCCUCCCCGAGACGCUGUUUCUUGCACUGAAUAUUGUGGACCGCUUCCUGAGCCUGCGCACCAUCUCGCUCUCCAAGCUCCAGUUAGUCGGCGUCACUUCGCUGUUUAUCGCCGCCAAGUACGAAGAGGUACUGUGCCCCUCGAUCCAGAAUUUCCUGUACAUUGCCGACGGCGGGUACACGGACGAAGAGAUCCUCCGCGCGGAGCGCUACAUGCUCAAAGUACUCAGCUUUGACCUGAGCUACGCGUCGCCCAUGAACUUUUUGCGCCGCAUUUCCAAAGCCGAUAAUUAUGAUAUCCAGACACGCACGGUGGCCAAGUACUUUAUGGAGAUUGCGCUCGUCGACUACCGACUCCUGGACCACCCCCCCUCCUUGUGUGCUGCUGCAGCGGUUUGGAUGGCGCGCGAGGUGCUGGAACGCGGCGAGUGGACUCCGACUUUGGUGCACUACUCGACGUACGCCGAGAGCGAGCUGCUGGGUACUGCUGAGAUUAUGCUCGACUAUAUCCUGCGCCCCCCAGCCCACCGACACUUUUACAAGAAGUACAGCAGCAAAAAGUUUAUGCGCGCGAGUGCCUACGUCAUGGAAUGGGCAAAGAGCAGCUUUCCGAAUGCGGUCGUCACCGAGAACGACGUUGCGCUUGGAAAGUGGACCGACGAGUGCGGAGAGAAGCACUCGCUCGACAUGCUCCGUGUGGAUCUCUACGAGCGCCAUGGCCAUCCUCGCCCCGCUGUGCUGCCACUAGGAAGCGUGUCCCGCUCCGUGUCGCCGGCGUCUGACGCGGCUUAG
This is a messenger RNA of Malassezia vespertilionis, 1590 nucleotides long. RefSeq names its product G2/mitotic-specific cyclin (gene CLB2). The record is from RefSeq and is a predicted model, not a curated record. Gene Ontology annotation, molecular function: cyclin-dependent protein serine/threonine kinase regulator activity. NCBI's taxonomy places the organism in Eukaryota, Fungi, Basidiomycota, Malasseziomycetes, Malasseziales, Malasseziaceae. The transcript has 4 exons. Gene Ontology annotation, biological process: G2/M transition of mitotic cell cycle; regulation of cyclin-dependent protein serine/threonine kinase activity. Gene Ontology annotation, cellular component: nucleus; centrosome; cytoplasm. Bases 1 to 1590 code for a protein of 529 amino acids.